AUGACUAGGAGGUCCAACAAGGACAACCUAGUUGAACAUCCAGAGAUAGACAAGCUUGAGAAGCAACUUAGGAAGCAGAAAGCCCAAGAGAUGGCCGACGAAGCAGCUCGCGCUCACGCCGCUGAAGUGGCGCGCGCUCAAGAAGAAGGACGAGAUCCACCUCCUCCUCCUCCUAAUCCACAAGACCCUGCUGGAGAUGUGAAUGUGCAACCUCAAGCUGGAGCACCAACAAUCGGAGAUUAUGACUCUGCCGAUGCUUUCUUCAUGGAUAGAAACCCUAUCCAUCCACCACUUCCUGCAAGGAAUGACUAUGAGAUCAAGCCUCAGAUCAUAGCAUUGGUUAGACAGAACCAAUUCAAUGGACUUCCAGCUGAGCACCCUCUUGAUCACAUAGAAAACUUUGAAGAAAUUUGCAGCACUACAAGAUCCAAUGGAGUCUCUGCUGACUACCUUAAGUGCAAGCUCUUUUCAUUCUCUCUUGGCGACAAAGCUUCAAGAUGGUUGAAGUCUCUGCCAGCUCACUCCAUUACCACUUGGGAUGAGUACAAGGCCGCUUUCAUCAACCACUUCUACACCAAGCAAAGAUCGAUUUCUGUAAGGAACAAGAUCUCCAACUUUCGCCAAGCCAACAAUGAAUCUUUCUAUGAGGAUGCUAUGGUUUUCACUAGAAUUGCUUAUUGUCCAAAUUACUUGAUGGACUCAACUUUAAGAAGCAACAAGUCUAAGAUGUUGAGAGGUGAAGGAAGCAAGGUAGCGUUCAUAAAGGAGGAGAUAAAGAGAGGAGCAAGGAGAAUGCUAAAGACACUAACCAAGGAAGAUGAGGAAGAGAUUGAGAGGUUGAGGAAAGAGAGAAGAACCAAGAGGAGGAAUGACCCAAUCAGCGGUGAGAGUGAAUUGGGAGAAUUCGAGAUUGGGUUGAACCAUGGAAAGGGAGAAAGUAAUGACUCCUCAAAUGAAGAAGGGGAGGAGGUUAACCAAGAGAUAGAAGAAACCGAGACUCAGCAAGACAAACCAGAACUCGAUCGAGCUGAGAAGAGAAUGGACAAGGGAAGUUCCAGCCAACAUCAUCUGCGAGCAGGGGCUCGCCGUAAUCGAUCACCUCAACUGCGUAGACGUGCUCAUCAGGUAGGCUGUCGUCUAGAGGGACGUCAUCAUCGAUCUUCAUCCUUGACAGUGAUCAGCUACACCGUUGUCAAUCCCUUUCUUAUCCUUGAUCUCCAGAUCGAACUCCUGUAG
This is a messenger RNA of Microthlaspi erraticum, 1236 nucleotides long. Lineage: Eukaryota; Viridiplantae; Streptophyta; Magnoliopsida; Brassicales; Brassicaceae. The record is from the annotation of a GenBank genome assembly.